AACCCCAAAUCACAAUCGCGAAGCAGUCAGCCACCAUUUUAUUUUCGUUUAUUUCUAUUUCUCCGUCUGUAAUUCGAAAACUCUGGCGUAGAAAGUGCGAAACGAAUAAGAACAUUGUGCCGUGGUCAUCCCGCAGGGGUCUUUUGAAACUCUUGUGCUUACGUAAUAUUGGUUAUCUAUCGAAUAUUGACUUCGGCUACAAAAAGGUACAGCGCGAUGCGCGUGGUGUCGCGCUAGGGGAUGCUCUGCGGCGCCAUCUGGUCCGCCGCGCCGGUGUCCCUGCGCGGGCUGGCGCCGCCGCUGCCCGCGCGCACACCCAUCCUCGCGCAGCUCGUCAUGCACGCUCUGCAUGCGCACGAUGACUCCAGCUUCAUAGAGAAUGGUCUUCUCUCGUACGAGAACCCGAACUACCACUUGGAUCCAGCGCGCCUCGAGUCCGCCAUCUAUAGCGACCUCUACGAUAUGCAUGACGACAAGAGCAUGCCUGACGAAUACGACAAUUACCUAGACAAUAGGAGGGUUGAAGACGAAGCGUCGUCGCCGGUUAAUAAAGUAAGUGAAAAGAGCGGCCUAAUCACGCCGCCGCAACAGAAUGGCGGAGGGGAGUCCCCCCCUCCGGAGAAGGAGCGGGCCGACCAGGAGGAUACGGAGAAGAGUCACGCGGGCCCCGUGCCGCACUGCGCGGAGGGGCCCAACGCGGACCUCUACGCUAUACCGGUCAAGCUGCGCCCGAAAAAGGAGGUACUGCCUCCGGGGUGGGAGAAGCAUGAAGACAACGACGGCCCAUACUACUGGCACAUAAAGAGCGGGACGAUCCAGCGCGAGAUCCCCAAGAUGCCGCCGGUCGAGGCGCGCGAGUCGCGCAUCUCCAUGGUGCGGGACUGCUCCAAUCUGUCCGAGCUCAAAUACGACGGACCCAUGACGUCGUCCGUCACCAGGAGUACCACGAGCGGGGCUCUGGACCAAGUCGACCACGACGCCGAGAGGAAACGGAGAGAAGAGGUCGCUUACAAACGUCGCAGUUUCCCCGCCCGUCCCGAGCCGGAUGGGCGCGCCGUCCGGUUCUUUGUUCGGUCUCUGGGCUGGGUGGAGAUCUCCGAGGCAGAUCUCACGCCGGAGCGGUCCAGCCGCGCCGUCAACAAGUGCAUCGUGGACCUCAGCUUGGGCCGCAAUGACUUGCUGGACCAAGUUGGACGUUGGGGCGAUGGCAAAGACCUGUUCAUGGAUUUGGAUGAUGGGGCUCUGAAGCUCAUAGAUCCGGAGAGCCUGAACACACUGCACACCCAGCCCAUACACACCAUACGCGUCUGGGGCGUCGGCAGAGAUAACGGACGCGAGAGGGACUUCGCGUACGUGGCUCGCGACCGCGUGACGCGCAAGCACAUGUGUCACGUGUUCCGGUGCGAGGCGCCGGCGCGCACCAUCGCGAACGCGCUGCGCGACAUCUGCAAGCGCAUCAUGAUCGAGCGCUCGCUGCAGCCGCCACCGCGCCCCACCGACCUGCCCGCCGCCCGCCGACCCAGACCGCUCUCUGGCGCGUCGUUCCCCACGCCGAUGGAGGAGCCGCGCAAGACGGUGCGGGCGCGCUACCUGGGCAGCGCGGAGGUGGGACGCGCGACGGGCAUGGACGUGCUCAACGACGCGCUCGAGCGGCUGGCGGCCGCACGCGCGCCCUGCGCCUGGCGACCGGUUGCUGUGGCUGUUGCGCCGUCCGUCAUCACGGUUACUGAGGAAGGGGAGAGUACGCCACUAGUUGAGUGCCGCGUGCGCUACCUGUCGUUCCUGGGCAUCGGGCGCGACGUGCGGCGCUGCGCGUUCAUCGUGCACACGCCGCACGACCAGUUCAUCGCGCACGCCUUCCACGCCGAGCCAUCCUCCGGCGCGCUAUGCAAGACCAUCGAGGCCGCAUGCAAGCUUCGUUACCAGAAGUGUCUGGACGCGCACGGCGGGUGCGUCGCGCUGGCGUCGAGCGGGUCGGUGUCGAGCGCGGGCUCGGGCGAGCAGCGCGCGUCGCUCGGGCAGGCGCUCAAGUCCUUCGUCGGCUCGCUCACCGGCCGCCGCGCCUCCUGAGCAAUCUGUCCACGUUCGCUUAUAGGCAUACCCCACGGUGCACGAGUGGAGAGUGCCGUAGCGUAGUCACGCAUCGCAGCCGCAACCGCAGCGCUGCCGCACGCCGCACACCGCGCACGCACGCAGCGAUUAGCCUACGGUCCUAAUCUUUAGUUGUAAUCCUUACAUACGUAACGACCAUUUGGAUGCAAGAACUUUUAGAAUUUACACCAGCCUACAUUCAAGUUAUUCAUGGUUUAAAUAUCAUCUUAUCCCUCGAUUCUUUGAAUUAUGAAAGAGAAGGCAAGAUAUUUAAUAUCCCAGAUGGGCAAGUAAAAAAAAUACCCGGGAAAGUUAAAAUAUAAAAUCUACCAAACAACCCCAAGCCAACGUUAAAAUUCGACCAAAGAGGUCGCAACUUAUUACCUUUUUAAAAAUGAGAUUUUUAUUUAUUUUGUUUAGUUGUUGUUAAAGCCAAAAUGCACAAAUGGUCGUUAUUCAAGAUUGAAAUUUAGUUUUACAUGAAUCAUAAAAUAUUUAAGCACAAAUGUGUAUCAAAAAUCCCAUGACAUAGCUGUGUGUAAUAUGAGUUUUGCGAAACUAUAUUGAAUGUAUUCAUGUCGUAUUGUUAUAACCUUAAACUUAAGACAUUACCUAUAUUCUAAAAAAAGUAUGUAUACCUAAAGUAUUAAUAUAGUAAUGACACAAACAAAGUUCCCUGCUAAACCCUGACCAUUAUAUAAUAGCGAAUGACAGUACGAGUAAAAGAAGAUAGGGACAGAGAUGAAUUGGCACAUUUAUCAAUUUUGUUAUGGGGGCCUAUUAUGAGCUCUUAAAUCCAUUCACUUUACGUCCUUAUACUG
Messenger RNA from Aricia agestis (brown argus), 2912 nucleotides. Its product is annotated as protein Fe65 homolog. The record is from RefSeq and is a predicted model, not a curated record. Gene Ontology annotation, cellular component: nucleus; cytoplasm. Gene Ontology annotation, biological process: regulation of DNA-templated transcription. Gene Ontology annotation, molecular function: transcription factor binding; amyloid-beta binding. NCBI's taxonomy places the organism in Eukaryota, Metazoa, Arthropoda, Insecta, Lepidoptera, Lycaenidae. The transcript is spliced from 14 exons. The coding region runs from base 241 to 2070 and encodes 609 amino acids.